AUGACUAAGAGAAUUCAUUUUGAUCCUCCUUCGGAUGGAUUUUUAGACUUCCAAACUGCAGAUGAUUACUGCACGUCAUAUUCUUUACCAUUCUGGAUGUGCAGAUCACCAACAGAUUCUGUCUAUGAACUUUCUCGUUUGCUCUCACCCAACCAUUCAACAUCUUCUCCAUCGUCCUCAAGAUUUCAAGCAAAAGAAGAUGGUAGAGAAGUGCUGAUGGAGCUAAUAGAAAACAUGCCCGAGUCAUCCUACGAAUUGUCCCUCAGAGACAUUAUAGAUUACCAGCAAAACCUCGAAGAAGAGGCGCAAGAGGAGCUGAUGAUCAUGGAAAGAGAUUCAGUCCCUAACGCUAAGGUUGUCGUGAAAAAGAAUACAAAUUCGAGCACAAGAGUUCAGUCCUCACAAAGCGGAAGCAAUAGUAUGAACAUCAGAGUUUUCUUGUUAAAGAUAUUAAUCCCAGUGCCUCUUGGUUUCAAGGCAAAGGGAGGCAAUAAAAGAAGUUCCUCAAGGAUUACUUCAAGAUCAUCAUUUGAUGGAUCUGAGAAACCAAUGGCAAAGGUUCGGUACACGAUGAAAAUGGCCUUUUCAAAGAAAAGGGAUAGCAAGAAAUGUGAGAGUUUGAACAAAAGCAUAAAUAACAAUAGAACCAGCAAAAGCAGGGCUUCAUGCCCUACUUAG
Molecule: messenger RNA, 678 nt
Organism: Coffea eugenioides
Lineage: Eukaryota; Viridiplantae; Streptophyta; Magnoliopsida; Gentianales; Rubiaceae
Exons: 2
Coding region: 1-678 (225 amino acids)
Source: RefSeq, a predicted model, not a curated record